GAUUCAAUAGGCUCAACAGUUUCUGAAUUCACUUACAGUAGAGUUUAAAAUUCAGCUCCAAUAUUUGGAUGUCUGUUGGAAUAAUGUUUUCAAAUCUUCUGAAGUGUGCUUCAAGUUGACAUGUUUGAUUGUAAGAUUAUAGCUAAACAAAAACAAAUUUCUAAAUUUCAGUAUACAGCAGUAACUAAAAUUGUCUUUGUAACCUGAAUGAAAUUGUCUUUGUAACUUGGAAUUGUUAAUUUUAAUAUUACACAGUUUAAAUAUUAAACAAAUUGAUCACAAAGCUUUGUAACAGAAGUACUAUUCCUGUAAUUGUAUAUUUACCUGGAAAUUCAGUUGGGGCAAAGACAUUUUUCUACUUGCACAGGAUACCACUAUGCUGAUAGAGAAUAGAAAAUCCUAGCCAAAACCUUUCAUUAUUACAUUUCUAACUUUUAAAAGAUUCAUUUAAGGUGAUAAUUUCAGAAGAUGUAUCAUGUUUUAACAAAAUGCUAGACUAAUGUAUCAAUAGGAAUCUCCUGUUCGUUAUGUCAAUUUUUGGGGCAGGUAAGUACAAGAUUGAAAAAUUUGCAAUUUUCUGUGUACUGUUUGGAUCUUCAUUAUGGGUGCAAGAAGAUAUUUCAGUUCAAUUAAGAUGCAAAUGGCAAGGGAAGAUGUUUCAUAUUCUAUAUUUUUACUGGAAAAGGAGGUAAAUUUUUCAAAGUACAUUUUGUUAAACGACUAGUUGAAAAGUUUUUUAAUGGAUGUUCCCAUUUACUGUUGAUAUUCCAUUCUUAGCUAAGACACUUUAGCUGGAGAGACCUAAUCCUUUGGAUCAAAAACUGAUAAUCCUAAAUUUCUGUUGGAGGCUAAUUUGCAGCCAUAUUCUUUGAUUCUGUUGCUUCACCAAAAUCUCUUUUGACCUUAAACUGCAAUUUUCCUCGGAUCAAUAUCUUUUGAGAGUUCUAGAGUUGUGCUGUCCAUUUACAGGAACGCCUGGAGCAAUAUUUAAGUAUGUAGAGGAAUCAGUUCCUCAUUUUGCUGCUGAGUGGCCCAACAAGUUUUAAGGCUGCCUUUUGUUAAUGAUUUUCUUUACCAGAGAAAUUAGCUUCUCUCUACUAAACCUGAGUUAUUUUAACACACUUAAACUUAUGAGCUGCAGGUGGGGGUCUGACCAACUGAGCUACAAUUUCAUCCUCUGUUACAGAAACACCUGUCAAUUGGGAGGAGGGAGCAACAUAAUGCCAUAAUUUUUUGAUUACUUGACUGACUACCAGCUUUUUAUGAUUUAUGGACUUGUAUAUCUUUGAUCCUCUGCACUUCCAGUUUCCAUUAAAAAAAAAUAUUGAUUAUCUUUUUGGGUCCAAAACAGAUCGCCUUUUGCAUGUGUUGAAUCCAUUUCUCUAAAGUUUCAUCACUUUAUAGGUUGUCAGUUUUUUCAUAACUUUCUGCUCACAUUUCCAUAAAUCUUUCUCGUAUGGCAUGAGCUGGAGACAAAGGAAUCUAACUAUUCCUCCUUCAUAUGAAUUAUUGACAAAUAUGAUGGAAAAACCCAGUUCUUUGAGGAGAUGCCACACAUCAUACUCUUCUCGAUACAAUGUAUCCUCCAUUUUUAGAAGGGGAUUACUUAUUAAACAAAAAGGGUAAAUGUACAGAUUGAAUUAGGUCUGGGAGCCAAGGCCAAGUUAACAUUGGGGUAUGAAGAGUGUGACUGAUGGUCAAUCAUGAACAAGUCAGAGGAUCACAUUUCUUUCCCAUGUAAGACUCUAUAAUUUAGCAGUGGUAUAAGAUAAUGAAGUAAUUCUAGAGAUCAGGUAGGUCAGAAAUUUUUACUCCCAUUUUUCCUGCUUUGAAGAACUUUGCCUGGCCCAAAAUAGUGGUUAUAAACACAUUGACAUAAUUGAUAAGUUCCAGCUUUCAGAUAGCUGUUUCGGUAAGAAUUAUAACCACAUUUAAGGUUCAACUAGAACAAUAGUAGUAUUUGUUUUCAGUAGUCAUGAGAACAGAAAAGUACAAAACAUUAUCAGAAUUGGAAAUAAAAUAGUGGGUUGUUAUUAAGCUAAACUCUAUUACUUUGGAUUUUAUUUCCAUUAUCGCUUUAAAGUAUGCAGCCUGUAAAUUCUUGUGUAUAAGGGUCUUCUCAGAAAUAGUGUUUGUACAAAUGUGGUGUAAAUAUAUGUCAUGGCUGACAGUAAGGAAAUUGAAUCCUUCUGGUUGUUAUCUGGCUUUUUCCCAGCAGUUUUUCUUGUAGCUACCUUUUAUCUCUAUAUAUGCUAGCUCCACCAUAGCCUGUCCAAAAGUGACUCAGGCUGUGAAAUUAAAUCAGUGGAGUGAUACAUUUUGACAAAAAAUUGUUAAUGAAAAUUUAAUUGAAGUAAAAUUCCAUUAAACUGUAUUUUAAUAUUUUAAUUUGUAUAAUCCAUUGGUAAAUAUGUAAGGCAAGAUUUUUAUUUCCCAUUAAAUGUUGAUUUGGAAUUUGCUCAUGAAUUGGCUUCUACACAUAGUACAGUAUUGGCUUCUAUCAAGUAUGGGAAAAAAAUUGGUACUGAAUUGCCUGGUUUAAAACUUCAAAAUGCUUUAUCAAUUUGAUGUACUGGGGAAAAACAUUUUUAGAAAGGAACAAAAUAUUCAUGAAGCUGAACAUGCUAACUUGGUCACUGUUUAUUGUAUAAUAGCUAAUAUUCUCUCUACAGUGUGUGUGCUAGUGUGGUACUGCAGGUAGGUGGGCUGGAUAUACAAUAACUAUAUGCAGCCCAACCCUAUUACCUAGAUGUUGUAUAAUAGAAUUGCAUUCAUUUAUGAAAGAUCAGUUGCCAAGCAGGAUGGAACAAAAUGGAUUCCAAGUUAUUUUUUAAAAAAUAUUUAACUUUUUUUUCAGUAAGCUUGUUAAUUUAACAUAGUCUUGAUCAUUUGUAAUUGAGAAACCAAGCUGGAGGAAGAACAUUUGUACAACAGGAGCUACCAAUGUAGGAACAGAUUUCCAGGUAAAUUAAUUCUUAAAUUAUGUCAACUAAGAUUUUAUAAAUGAGGUCAUAAGAAGGUACAGCGGGUGGGAUUGGAGUUUUACAGUUUUUCAAUAAAAUGAGAAUUUAAGGAAGAUACAGUCAAUUGAUGCAAAAUUCCAAUCAAUGAGUGAAAAUUCUCAUAUCUAGACUCAGUUUGAAAAGUUGAGAAGGAUUCAGUCACUGAAAUGGACAAAUUAGCAGCUGUUACAUUGUUUUUCUAUAUUGUCCAGCCAUGUGAGAAAAUAUUCUCUUGUAUAGAAGUAGCAUUUGCAUUAUCAGAAUAAGAGGUUUGUUUGUCCAAAUGCCACUUUUCUGUGAGUCGUACAACAUACAAUAAUGUUGUAAAAGUUCCAGUGGUUGAAGCAAAAUAAAGGAACAAGAAUAGAAAAUAAUUGAUUUGUAUUAAAUUCUAUUGAAGAAUUGGAUGGGGGACAUUAUCUUGUAAGAUACAGCAAUCUGCCAAUAUUCUGCUUAAUGAAUUUAGGGUAUGAUAAUAAAUGAGGCUGGGAUACGUGUUUUGCAGAACCCUAUAUCCAACCAAAAAAGGAUGAGAUAAACUACUAACUGCAAUAAGUGGUAGACAGCACAGUUGAGGUAGGAGAACAUGCUUCUCCAAGUAUUCAAAGUAGAGCAGCAGAGAUGUAUAAUGUGGCAAAUUUGAUGAUAAAAGCAAUUUACUUUACAAGGUACCUUGCUUAAUAACAUGGCUAUAGAUUAAGUUCUUGGGAAAUGCAGUACUGGGAGUAAAGGAUAUUGAAAAUGACAGUAAGGUUUUACGUCCAUCUGUAAACAAAUUAUAUCAACCAUGCUUAUACUUAACCAACCUUUUAUGGGCAUCUACAUUGCAACUUAAGAGGACUUGGACUUGUGUAAAACACAUAGUUGCUUUUUAAGUAUAAGCAUAUUGCAAAGGUACCAUUUCUUUGAACUAUACUAUGUCAGGUAAAAUUAAAUAUACAGUGGAUUUCAGUUAAUUGGGACAUAUCAGGACCAGUUCAUCUUGGCACAAAUAAGCGUCUGCCCCAAUUAGCUGAAGUUUCAUGGAUCUAUUUUAAAAUGUAUUUUAAGUAAAAGCCAAACUACCAUUUAACUGAGUAACAAAUUAUGUAUUUUUGAAUAAAAUCAAGAACAAUUUGGAAGACUACCAAAACUACUACAGUAUUAUAAAACUAUUAGUUCUUGAUUGUUACCAACAGAAAAUUUAAUCCAGUGUCUGCCACUGUAUUCUUUUGAUUCACAGUAAAUGAACAAAAUCAUUGCAGACACCCAGUACAGACAGUGGACUGCCUUCAAACAAUGUAUUCAGCAAAUGCAUCCUUCAAAUUUUCAUUUUCACUGUAACAUUCAAGAUGAUUGCUCAUACUUUCAAAUUCUUUGUAGAUCCUAACUUGUUGAAGCAGUGAAAUCGUUUCAUUUUCACUCCUGGCCAUUUCUGCCAUCUCUAAGCCUUAAUCCUUGAAAUUGCAAUGAGCAGAACAGUUCUGAAUUGUCCUGCUUAUUUCUAGCUGACUAUUAGUGACAAAAGUCACUGAUUUUUGAACACAAACACACACAAAGUGAUGAUAUUUAAAACCAGUUUGCUCGAAGCACAGUAUAGUGUGUAAUGGCCACACAAGUGCACGUGUCUGAAGCUAGUUAGAAACUGUUGGCCAACAGUUUCCUGUCCCAAUUAAGUGACAGUGUCCCAAAUCAAUGAAGAAUAUCCUGGUUAUUUUCUCGAUUAGUUUUUGUUCCUUAGGAGUUGUCCCAAAUAAGUGGCUGCCUUGAUUAACCAAUGGCCCAAUUAGCUGGACUCCAGAAUAUUUUCUGAAUUAAAAGAAAUUUAAAAAAAAAUCAAUUUGGAUCAAUUUAGUGGAAAGUCGUAUAUAGAAUGUGAAAUAAGGAAAGAGGGUGGGGAUGAAGGAAAUGUAUUUGUUCAAUAAAGUGCUAAUUAAAUUUGAAGGAAUGAAACCAAUGUUUAUAAAGGUAAUUUUUAGAGCUUGUUUCCAGUAAUUAAUCAUAUUAAAUUCAGAUACAUUGGAAUGGGUGAACUUAACUGUUAUUUGGGCAUAUUUAUUGGUAAAUGCCACAUCUUUUGGCCUGCGAGUGUUUCAGCCAAAUUGGAUGGCAGCUUUCUAAUUUGCAUAUUAUAUAUGAAUGGAUGCUCAAAUUUGUCCAGUUUACUUAAUAUUAUUGAAUUCUUAUGGCUUCACUGCUCCAAAUUAUUAAAUUUAGGCCAACAUGUUUGCAAGAAAACAUUUCAAAUGUGGCAAGUUCCACUUAAGUUUUUAAACUGAAUUUGGAAUGGAGGAUCAAAUAAAUUUCCCAGUAUUCAGCACUGAUUUUAAAUAUUUUUUUUAAAACACCAGAUACAUUCAGCAAAAUGUUGGUGACCUGUUGGAACUUGUUAAAAUUGUUCAUUUCCUUUUGUGAAAUAGUCAUAUCAUGAACAGUUACAGUAGCAUAGUGGUUGGCGUGACGCUAUUACAGCUUGGGGUUUUCCAGAGUUUGGAGUUCAAAUCUGAUGCUGUUCUGUAAGGACUUGCUGUAUGUCCUCCCUCUGGCAUGUGUGAGCUUUCCCUGGGUGCUCAGGUUUCCUCCCACAGUCCAAAGACUUGCUGGGUUAGUUAAUUGGUUAUUGUAAAUUGUCCCGUGAUUAGGUUAUGGUUAAUCGGGGUCGUGGGGUUGCUAGGGAGACAUGGCUUAGGGCUGGAAGGGCCUACUCCGUGCUGUAUUGCCAAAUAAAUACAUAACAGAUUAGCAAGUCUUAUGGCCACUGAAAUGAUUCUCAAUCUUUCAUGAAGCAUAAUGGUGAACUGAAUAUAUAUUUAGCAGUUAAGUAUUGAUUUUGCUGCAGCCACAACUGUUUUGAAGAACUUUCACAACAGUAUUAUAAGAAAUGACUCUCAAUGCAGUUUAGACUAUAAGUCAUUCUGUCAUGGUUGAUGGUGAUUCACGUUAAGAAUAUUUUUAUCUAGUGAUGAGGGAGAAGUUCUAACAUUGUAUAAUUUAUAAUUUAUAUAUGGUAUUGUUCUGUAGCUAUAGGGGUAUGACUGGUAGCUUUGUAGAAAACUGUAGAAUGGAGCCAUGACAUGUACACUACAUUUGAUGGUAGCAAUGGAUCAUUUAGCCUCUUGAAUGCAAUUACUCCAGCACUUGUGUUAAAGGUGCAUUGCUGUCAAUGGUACUUACAGUGCAGCUGUAAGUUUAGGAUACCCGCACCCAUUCAUGUGCCUUACGUGAACCUCAGAAGUGCAAAUCUUUUGGAAAACCCGUGGUUUCUCCUUUCUGCAUACCCUGAGACGGCCGCUGCCCUCCGGCGAACUGUAGAGGCGCUGCUGGAAAAUGGAGCCGUGGUGAGGAACCUGGAAAACCUAGGAGAACGGACACUGCCGUACAAAAUAUCCAAACACAAUCUGCGGCACACCAGAGGCGGGUACUACCUGGUGGAUUUUGAAGCAUCUCCGACCAUUCUCCCCACCAUGUUGGAUCACUUAUGCCGUGAUAUUGACGUGAUCAGGCCUACAAUACUCAAGCAACGGCCCCCAAAGUCUGAGGAAAGCUGCCCAGGAUUGAUCCCACCCAACAACGAUGCUAAACUGCAUUCUAAAAGAAAAUGAUCUUGUAUUGCUUAAUAGUUAAAUAUUUAAAAAUGUAUAUGGUCAAGCAUUCUGGUUGAAAGCUUUUGAAAGUAUACCUUAUUAAAUGUGAGAUUUCCAA
Molecule: messenger RNA, 6683 nt
Organism: Mobula hypostoma (lesser devil ray)
Lineage: Eukaryota; Metazoa; Chordata; Chondrichthyes; Myliobatiformes; Myliobatidae
Gene: mrps6
Product: mitochondrial ribosomal protein S6
Exons: 3
Coding region: 6056-6583 (175 amino acids)
Biological process (GO): translation
Cellular component (GO): mitochondrial small ribosomal subunit; ribosome
Molecular function (GO): structural constituent of ribosome; small ribosomal subunit rRNA binding
Source: RefSeq, a predicted model, not a curated record